AUGAAUGUGCACAUAUUUGGAGCCAAAGAUUCUCCUUCAAUCGCUAACUUUGCAUUACGGAAAACAGCCGAAGAUAACUCGAGUGAUUUCAGCCAAUCAGCUGUUGAUGCGGUAAAGAAAGACUUCUAUGUUGAUGACCUGCUAAAAUCUCUGCCCAGCGAACAGCAAGCGAUUGAACUUUCCAGCGAAAUGAUUGAUCUUCUUCGAAGAGGUGGUUUCCGUCUAACGAAAUUCAUGAGUUCCAGUAAGAAAGUUCUCGCCGCAGUUCCAGAAUUAGAACGAGCAAAUCCGUCGUUUGAUCUCACUAUGGACAAGUUACCAGUGGAAAGAGCUCUAGGCAUGAGAUGGAACGUUGAAGCAGAUGUAUUCGAGUUUAAAGCCAUUGCCUCAGACAAACCAGAAACGAAGCGAGGAAUUUUGUCGACUGUCGCAAGUCUGUACGAUCCAAUUGGUCUUGUUGCCCCCGUGACGCUGCUCGCUAAAUGCCAGUUGCAAAGAUUAUGGCAACUGAAGAUUGACUGGGAUUCCCAACUUCCAGACAAAGAACUGGUGGAAUGGAGACAGUGGAAAUCAGCACUACCAGCCCUCUCAAACGUGAAGAUACCGCGUUGUUAUAAAUCCAAUAUUAUAACAAAAUCGUCAAUCCAAACUAAAGAUCCAAAAGACGUUCAACUCCACAACUUCAGCGACGCAAGUGAGAUUGGUUAUGGAGUUGCGUCGUAUGUAAGAACCACCUUUAUCGAUGGAACAGUUGCCUGUGCGCUUGUCUUUGGAAAAUCCCGGGCUGCUCCUUUACGAAAAAUCACAAUUCCACGGUUGGAAUUGCAAGCGGCGGUUCUAGCAGUCCGAAUUGGUGAAAUGAUACAGCGCGUGAUAGAGAUCAAAUUCAAUCGAGUUUACUACUGGACAGACUCCGAAAUCGUACUUAAAUAUAUCCAAAAUGAAAGUAAACGGUACACAGUUUACGUGGGAAAUCGCAUUGCAGAAAUUCAAGAGAAGACGGAAAUAUCCCAGUAG
Molecule: messenger RNA, 1017 nt
Organism: Dendronephthya gigantea
Lineage: Eukaryota; Metazoa; Cnidaria; Anthozoa; Malacalcyonacea; Nephtheidae
Exons: 1
Coding region: 1-1017 (338 amino acids)
Source: RefSeq, a predicted model, not a curated record